Messenger RNA from Vitis vinifera (wine grape), 375 nucleotides. Its product is annotated as mitogen-activated protein kinase kinase kinase 20. Bases 1 to 375 code for a protein of 124 amino acids. Gene Ontology annotation, biological process: protein phosphorylation. The record is from RefSeq and is a predicted model, not a curated record. Gene Ontology annotation, molecular function: protein kinase activity; ATP binding. Lineage: Eukaryota; Viridiplantae; Streptophyta; Magnoliopsida; Vitales; Vitaceae. The transcript has a single exon.
AUGGAAGAUGAUGGCAGUUCGCUAUAUAAUCUGUUGCUGGAAUACGCACCCGGAGGAAGUCUGACGGGGUUGACGAAGAAGCGCAGAGGCAAAUUAUGGGAGUUUGAAGCUCGGCAUUAUGCAAGGAUGAUAAUCAGAGGUUUACGCUACAUGCAUGAGAGGGGAGUGGUUCACUGCGAUGUGAAGCCGGAUAAUGUACUUGUAUUUCCCGGUGAAAAUGGUGGGAAUGUGGUGAAGCUUGCUGAUUUUGGACUGGCUAGAAGGAUUAAUGUCGAGGAACAGAUUUGGGUGCAGCAGCGGGGCUCCCCACCUUACAUGUCGCCAGAGGCGUUAGCUUGGGAGGAAUAUGAGGCGCCCAUGGAUAUAUGGUCAUGA